This is a messenger RNA of Condylura cristata (star-nosed mole), 2572 nucleotides long. It is a transcript of the gene COL9A2, whose product is annotated as collagen, type IX, alpha 2. The coding region runs from base 40 to 2106 and encodes 688 amino acids. The transcript is spliced from 32 exons. Lineage: Eukaryota; Metazoa; Chordata; Mammalia; Eulipotyphla; Talpidae. The record is from RefSeq and is a predicted model, not a curated record.
CGCGGACCCGCUGCAGCCCUCUCCAGCUCGCCGCCCACCAUGGCCUCCGCGGCAGCCGCCAGCAACCUCCUGGUUCUCCUCCAGGUGCUCGGGCUCGCCCUGGCGCAGAUCAGAGGUCCACCAGGAGAGCCGGGGCCCCCGGGACCGCCGGGGCCGCCGGGAGUGCCUGGAUCGGAUGGCAUCGACGGUGACAAGGGUCCCCCAGGGAAGGCUGGCUUUCCAGGACCCAAGGGAGAGCCUGGCAAAGCAGGGCCAGACGGGCCAGACGGGAAGCCCGGGGUUGAUGGUCUGACUGGAGCCAAGGGAGAGCCUGGCCCCAUGGGAACUCCUGGAGUCAAGGGCCAGCCUGGGCUCCCAGGUCCCCCUGGCCUGCCGGGCCCUGGCUUCGCUGGACCUCCUGGACCCCCUGGACCUGUCGGCCUCCCUGGUGAGAUUGGAAUCACAGGCCCCAAGGGAGAUCCCGGACCAGAGGGACCAGAGGGGCCUCCAGGGCCCCCUGGAAAGCCGGGCCGACCGGGAACCAUUCAGGGCCUGGAAGGCAGCGCGGAUUUCCUGUGUCCAACCAACUGUCCAGCGGGCGUGAAAGGCCCCCCAGGGCUGCAGGGAGUGAAGGGCCAUCCUGGCAAACGAGGGGCCCUGGGGGAUUCCGGCCUCCAGGGGAAGCCGGGCCCCAAGGGAGAUGUGGGUGCCUCUGGAGAACAAGGCAUCCCUGGCCCACCGGGUCCCCAGGGCAUCAGAGGCUACCCGGGCAUGGAGGGACCCAAGGGAGAAGCGGGUCCUCGUGGGUACAAAGGCAUGGUGGGCCCUGUUGGCGCCGCUGGGUCUCCCGGUGAAGAAGGUCCUCGGGGACCACCAGGCCGAGCAGGGGAGAAAGGUGACGUGGGCAGCCAAGGUGUUCGAGGACCCCAGGGAGUAACAGGCCCAAAGGGAGUGAUGGGUCCCCCAGGCAUUGAUGGCAAGGACGGGACCCCCGGCAUACCUGGCAUGAAGGGCAGCGCGGGACAGGCCGGGCGACCAGGAAACCCAGGCCACCAGGGCUUAGCAGGCGUGCCAGGCCAGCCUGGGACAAAAGGUGGCCCUGGGGACAAGGGUGAGCCUGGUCAGCAGGGUCUUCCCGGAUUCUCCGGUCCUCCUGGGAAGGAGGGAGAACCAGGGCCUAGAGGAGAAAUCGGUCCACAGGGCAUCGUGGGGGAGAAGGGUGACCAGGGUGAAAGGGGGCCAGUGGGGCAGCCAGGCCCUCUAGGACGGCAGGGUCCCAAGGGGGAACAGGGCCCCCCUGGAAUUCCAGGGCCACAAGGCUUGCCAGGAAUCAAAGGAGACAAGGGCUCCCCAGGGAAGACCGGCCCCCGAGGUGGAGUGGGCGACCCGGGGGUGGCCGGCCUCCCCGGAGAGAAAGGCGAGAAGGGGGAGUCUGGCGAGCCAGGGCCCAAGGGACAGCCAGGAGUCCGUGGAGAGCCGGGUUACCCAGGCCCCAGCGGGGAUGCAGGAGCCCCUGGGGUGCAGGGCUACCCUGGGCCCCCAGGCCCUCGAGGACUGGCUGGAGACCGAGGCCUGCCUGGACAGCCUGGGAGACAGGGAGUGGCGGGCCGGGAUGCCAGUGACCGGCACAUCGAGGACGUGGUGCUGAAGAUGAUGCAAGAGCAACUGGCGGAGGUGGCUGUGAGUGCCAAGCGUGAGGCCCUGGGUGCCACUGGGAUGAUGGGCCUCCCAGGACCCCCAGGGCCACCCGGGUACCCAGGCAAGCAAGGCCCCCACGGGCACCCUGGCCCCCGGGGCAUCCCUGGCAUCGUGGGAGCCGUGGGUCAGAUUGGCAACACUGGGCCCAAGGGAAAACGUGGAGAGAAGGGUGAUCGGGGAGACAUAGGCCGUGGACAUCCGGGGAUGCCCGGGCCCCCAGGGAUCCCAGGACUCCCUGGCCGGCCUGGACAGGCAAUCAACGGCAAAGAUGGAGAUCGAGGGGCUCCCGGGGCCCCAGGAGAGGCGGGCCGACCUGGCCUGCCAGGCCCUGUGGGACUACCAGGCUUCUGUGAGCCUGCAGCCUGCCUUGGCGCCUCGGCCUACGCCUCUGCACGCCUCACGGAGCCUGGGUCCAUCAAGGGACCGUGAGCAGCAGGCAUCCUGGGAGAAAAGGAUGAGGUCCCCUCUGGGUGGACAAGUCCAGGACUUUUUGUCCAAGACCCAGGAAUUCCGAGGAAAAGGAAAUUCAAAACAUGGAGGAAGGGCAGAGAGGGCAACAGACACAGCAGCAAGUAUUGCCAGAGUCCAAGCUCCUAAUGGAAUAGGGUGGCUUUCCUUCCGAGAGCACCCUAGGAUGUCACAAAAGAAACAUCUGCCCCAUCCUUGGGGCAGUUAACUGAGGCUUCACCAGCACUUGACCCCACUUCAUCCCCUGGGCUCAGUGGGUGAAUGCUGACAGGGUCCACUCAGGUGGCCAGUCUUAAGCCAGCCCCCACUUAAGGCAGCCCCCACUGCCUUUCUCUGCCAUCUGAGUAUUUAAACACCCAUCUGCCUUCUCUUUCUGACAUUAAACUUUUCUGUCCAGCCCCUAGAUCCAUCCAGGCCUUUCUGUAAA